AACCGCGCAGCAUUGUUCUGUUACCGCGGAGUAAGUGUGUAAAAGCUGCUGUCCGUGCAGAUUCGCAGUUCAGUGUCUGCGUUAUCGUCAGCAGCUGGUUCGGGUUGACGAGUUCCUCUGUUUUCUGUUUGGGUUUUUUGCAGCGUCGUGAUUUUUGCGUUGCAUUCCUCUUGACAGUACAGCGGCUGCAGAAGCACAGUAAACUAGACAAAGUGCAGGAGCCGGUACUGCUGCAGGAAACAGUAACAGAGUAACUGUUCGGCAAAGGGGUUUGGUUUUUUGGGAGCAUUCAUUGUAGCACAUAGUGAAAAUGUCAAUAUCAAGGUCGAAGCUGGCUGCAGGUCUAGGGGUGGCAGGGCUGAUGACGGCUGUCUUUGGCACUGUGCUGGUGUUCGUCGGACCACUCAUUGUAGACCAGCAAAUCGUCAAGAAUGUGCAGAUAAACCCCCACAGCGGCAUGCCUUACACCAUGUGGAAAGACGUGCCUGUGCCUUUCUUCAUGUCUGUCUACUUCUUUGAGGUCCUCAAUUCCAACGAGAUUCUUCAGGGGGAAAAGCCUGUGGUGAGACAGAAGGGUCCCUAUGUGUACAGGGAAUUCCGUCAGAAAGACAACAUAACAUUCCACGACAACAACACUGUGUCGUACAGAGAGUACCGGCAGUAUCACUUCUUCAGGAACAUGUCCAUAGGAGACGAGACCGACAUCGUUGUCAUCCCCAACAUGCUGGUGUUGGGAGCUGCUGUGAUGAUGGAGGACCUGCCCUACGCGAUGAAGCUGGUCUUGAGCGCGGCUUUCAAAACGUUCAACGAGACGUCCUUCCUGAGGCGGAGCGUGGGGGAGCUGAUGUGGGGGUACGAAGACCCCCUGGUCGACUUUCUCAACAACUUCUUCCCAGGCAUGAUCCCCUUCAAGGGCAAGUUCGGGCUGUUCGCUGACUUCAACAACUCCAACACCGGACUCUUCACAGUGCAUACAGGUGUGGACAACAUCAGGAAGGUUCACAUGGUGGAUUCAUGGAACGGGUUAAAAAAGGUAAAUUACUGGAAUUCAGAGCAGUGCAACAAGAUCAAUGGGACUGCAGGACAGAUGUGGCCUCCUUUCAUGACCCCAGAAACCACUCUGCCUUUCUACAGCCCGGACGCCUGCAGAUCGAUGGAGCUGGUGUACGAGAGAUCCGGGGAGAUGCUGGGCAUCCCCACAUACCGCUUCGUGGCUCCGAAGACCAUGUUUGCUAACGGGUCGGUGUACCCCCCCAACGAGGGCUUCUGCCCCUGUAGAGAGUCUGGCAUCCAGAACGUCAGCAGCUGCCGGUUCAACUCCCCUGUUUUUAUCUCCCACCCUCAUUUCUACAACGCGGACCCCGUGCUGCUGCAGACGGUGGAUGGCUUGCACCCCAAUGAGGAGGAGCAUGGGCUGUUCAUCGAUAUCCACCCGAAAACUGGUAUUCCAAUGAACUGCUCCAUCAGACUGCAGCUGAGUCUGUACAUCAAACAAGUAUCUGGCAUAUCGGAGACUGGAAGGAUCAGUCCGGUGGUCAUGCCUAUGAUCUGGUUUGCGGAGAGCGGGUACAUCGACGGGCCCAUCUUGGACACGUUCUAUAACAACCUGGUGCUGCUUCCCUCUGUCCUGGACUACAUGCAGUACGUCUUCAUCGCACUGGGAGGGCUGAUGCUCGUCGCUGCCGUGUUCCUGGGGAUAUGUAACAAGGACAAACCCUAUAAUAGUCAUAUAAACAGCAGAGGUGCAAACGAGCUCAAACAGGUCGAAUCUGAGAAAACUAGUGUGAAGAAAGAGCACAGGAAAGUGAUACAGGAAGCCCAUCUCUAGGUGGGUAGCAGGUUUGCAAAAGAAACAUCCCUGGAGAACUGACCCGAGACGAAAACACUUCUACUGCAGAGAGGACUCCCCUAUUGAACUAACCUAUCAAUGCUAAUCUACAAUCCGCCUGGAAAUAGCAAGCGCCCCUGCUGCUGUCUGGGCUGAAUGAUCUCACGCACGCACACGCACACACGUUCUCUGGACUCACCUCAAACUGCUUCAGCAGUCCUGCAGUAACGCUCCAGUCCACUCUGUGUUUAGGGUUACAGGAGACUAAAGGAUGUGUGUAUCUGUGUGUGAAGGAGCACACACAACAUGGAUUCAAGCAGAAUUCAACACGUUUCCUUUAUUGAUUCCAAUAAUCAACAGUCACAUUUUUACAGCUUUAUCAUGAUCAUUAUACACAAUAAUGAGGUCACUAGCGAUUCACAGAAAUGAAGCAAUAAUUCGUUACCAGCUUGUGGAAGAAAGCAGCGGACACGGCGCUGGUGUGUGUUCACAGACGAUCUUCAUUGCUUCUCGAAUGCCUGCUCUUUAUACAGUAUCCUUGCAUGCAAAGUGAAUUGCUGGCUUAUCUCUGUGUGUCAGAAAUGUCCUGCUUGCACCAGACGAGGUGAGCUCAGUUCUAUUGCCCCUUUCUCAGGCAAUAAAACGUUGUUUCCCUGAUAGCAGCAUACUUUGCACAGCUGCACUCACAGUCCUAGGUUUGUACUUCUAAUCUUUACACUAAUAGAACAGAAAUGGGUUAUUAUUAUUAUUAUUUAUUAGGAACUACAAAAUAUUUUCUUGUUGGUAUGGUAUGCUUUGAAAGUUUAAAUAAUGGUUUUAGCCAUGUAACAACAUACCUUAGUUAUAAUAUAAUGGUAUGCAUCUUAAUUAAAAGUAGAAUUCAUUGGGAUUGGUAUUUUAAAAGGAGGUUUGCUUCCUGACUCACAAAGCUACUCGCUGUAAUCAAGUUCUGUAACGAGGCACUGCAAGUUGUGUAAAGAUAAAUUUCUGCUGCUUCAAACAGACCUGAACUGUAUCAGAAGCAUUGGUUAGUUCUCUCAAGACGUAGCGACACUCCAUGCGUGCAAACCUGAUGUGCGAGGUGGGUGUUAAACUCAUUUCUAAGGUUUUAUUUGUGUUAUUACGAGGGUAUGUUGCCAGUACUGGAAAAAGUCAACUUUACCGCUGGUCUAUAACCAUGCAAGCUUGUGGUCUGAUGAACAUACAGCUCUGGCCCAAAUGUUUUGCAUCACCCUAUAGAAUUCAUUCAUUUUGCUUCACAAAGUCGAAUGAAACCUGCUGAAUAAUGUUACGUUAACAUAUUCAAUUACAUGCCGCUUUGUAGUUUUCUGUAAAACUGACCAAAAAAAAAGUGACAUUUUGAAAUCUAACAUGAAAAGCUGUACAACUAUUAUGGCUUCCAGUAGACUUUUGUGAUGCAAUGUGUAGUUUCUUUGAUUACAUGAUGUUAAAUAAAACAUCUAAAUAAUGUUCUCAUAUAUAUAUAUAUAAAGGUUUUGGCUGCAGCUGCAGUUUAAGGUGCCUCCACUUGUCCGGUCAGGCUCUCUGCGAGUGAUGUCUUUGAUGCACAUUUCUUUACACUUUUCUAUGUCCGUAAUGUGUGGCUGCAGCUGAAAACUGCAGUACAAACCAAAAAGAACAACAACUCUAGUUGACAGAUUAUUUUUUGUGUGUUGGGGUACAAUAAAAUGUGUUUUUUUUUUUUUUAUGUCACUAUGUUUAUGCACAUGUGUUUGAUCAGGGGAUUCAAAAGUGAUACCAACCGAUUUUAAAAUCAGCCCCUUUUGAUAUCAAUAUCAUGCGGAUCCGAGACAAACAUUUUGAGUCUGUCUUUUUUUUAGCCAUGCUACAGUUAACAGAAAUGUGGAUCCUAGGGUUUAAAAUGAAGUAAUACUAAAACUGCUUUGUUGCACAGGAGACACUGUUCUGCCAUCGUCUUUCACAGGGGCUCGAGAGCGGGGAAGUGUUUUUGUAAUUGUACAAGGUCUUGGGUGGUUUUUAAAGUACUGUUUUUUGUAAACUUUCUCAGAAUUAAAAAAUCACAAUUAAAACAACUCAAUGAAACUCAA
Molecule: messenger RNA, 3897 nt
Organism: Acipenser ruthenus (sterlet)
Lineage: Eukaryota; Metazoa; Chordata; Actinopteri; Acipenseriformes; Acipenseridae
Product: scavenger receptor class B member 1-like
Exons: 13
Coding region: 311-1828 (505 amino acids)
Biological process (GO): cholesterol import; recognition of apoptotic cell; plasma lipoprotein particle clearance
Cellular component (GO): caveola; cytoplasm
Molecular function (GO): low-density lipoprotein particle binding; lipid binding; scavenger receptor activity
Source: RefSeq, a predicted model, not a curated record